Camponotus floridanus (Florida carpenter ant) is the source of this 924-nucleotide messenger RNA. RefSeq lists its product as uncharacterized. NCBI's taxonomy places the organism in Eukaryota, Metazoa, Arthropoda, Insecta, Hymenoptera, Formicidae. The transcript has a single exon. The record is from RefSeq and is a predicted model, not a curated record. Bases 1 to 924 code for a protein of 307 amino acids.
AUGUCCGUACACCGCUCACCGCCUCAAAGCAUACACGGCGACGAAGAGGCGCCUGAAAAUGCGCGCAGGGAUGACCCACUGCGAAAUAGGUACGGAGCAAUAUCGAGGGCCGAGACCGAGACACCUGAAGAAACUGGGAUUUAUAGCGCCAAGUUGAUCAAGUUACCGCCAUUUUGGCGAGAUAACCCGACACUCUGGUUCAUGCAGGUAGAAGCCUCCUUUACAUUAUCAAGAAUCACGAGCGAUGAUAGUAAGUACCGUUACGUAUUGGUCAAUCUAGAUACUACCGUAUUACCGUUCAUGUCAGACAUCGUAACCUCCCCGCCUGCAACGAACAAGUACGACGUACUGAAACGGAGAAUCAUCGACGCGUUCGGUAAGACGAGCGAAACAAAACUGCGAAGACUGCUACGUAACCACGAGUUGACGGACGACAAGCCAUCUAAUUUUCUGCAAAAAUUACGUAAUUUAGCAGGAGUUCAGUGCAGCGACAUUGUUCUACGCACGUUAUUUCUGGAACAACUACCAGACAACGUACGUAGUAUUUUAGCAAUCAGCGAGGUAGGCGAUUUAUCCAAACUAGCGUUACAAGCAGACAAGGUUUUAGAUAUGUCAAAGAUUAACAUAAGCCAGGUCUGUCUUAGCACAAGCAAUGCAUCAAACGCCAGGAAACCCGAAUCUACCUCUGAGAUCACAGAGCUGAAAGCCUCAGUAGAAGCCCUAGCGAAGCAAUUCAAGAAACUUCAAACUGGACGGCGGAGAAGCCGAAGCAGAUCAAGGAAUAGACCUCACUACCGUAACAAGUCACCAGCAACAAAAGAGCAUAGAGGUACCGAUAUAUGUUACUAUCAUACUAGAUUCGGCAAGGAGGCUUAUCAUUGCUUAACGCCAUGCAAGUGGAAGAAAGAGGACGCGGAAAACUAA